Molecule: messenger RNA, 1329 nt
Organism: Mycosarcoma maydis (corn smut)
Lineage: Eukaryota; Fungi; Basidiomycota; Ustilaginomycetes; Ustilaginales
Exons: 1
Coding region: 1-1329 (442 amino acids)
Biological process (GO): 3'-UTR-mediated mRNA stabilization
Cellular component (GO): cytoplasm; nucleus
Molecular function (GO): mRNA 3'-UTR AU-rich region binding
Source: RefSeq, a predicted model, not a curated record
AUGUCGACCGCUCCUGUUGCCGACAACAAGCCCGAGGCUGUUACUAACGCUGCUGACGCCGCUACCUCCCCCGCUGCUGCUGCUGCUGCCGAUGUCAACAACGUCGCUGGCGACGAAAACAUCGAGGGUGCCACCAUCGACCCCAACGCUACGCUCCAGCUUCGUGCUCUCGUCUCCACCAAGGAGGCUGGUAUCAUCAUCGGCAAGGGCGGUGCCAACGUUGCCGAGCUUCGUGAGCAGACAGGCGUCAAGGCGGGUGUCUCCAAGGUGGUUCCUGGCGUACACGACCGUGUGCUCUCCGUUACCGGUACCCUGGUCGGCAUCUCGGAUGCAUUUGCUCUCAUCGCAAAGACCAUCCUGGAGAACCCCUUGAAUGCUCCGGUCCAGGCUGACGGUUCCCCCGCCGAGGCCGCCGCUCAGACCACUUCGGUGCGUCUACUGAUCUCGCACAACCUCAUGGGCACCGUCAUCGGUCGCCAGGGUCUCAAGAUCAAGCACAUUCAGGACCUCUCGGGCGCCCGCAUGGUCGCCUCCAAGGAGAUGCUUCCCCAGUCCACCGAGCGUGUCGUCGAGGUCCAGGGUUCCGUCGACGCCAUUCGUGUCGCUAUCCACGAGAUCGCAAAGUGCCUCGCCGAGGACUGGGACCGCGCUCAGAACGUCGUCCUUUACCUGCCAGGUCAGGGUGACGGCCCUGGCAUCCUGGCUGCCGGUGGUAUGGGCGGCCUUCAGCAGCAGGGCUCGCGUCGCCAGGGUGGCCCUGCUUACCUCGCUGGUGCCAUGUCCAACAUGUCGCUCAACUCCAACUCGAACGCCGGCGCCUUCCAUUCGAACCGCCAGCACAACAACCACACCAACAACAGCACUGGCUCGCGCCGCACCGACCCCAACGCCGUCGUCACACCUGGCGGAGGCCUUGUCGCUGGUACCACCGCCAACUCGGCCAACGCCGGCGAGCCCAACGCCUCGGCUCCUCCUCUGGUCGACGCUGCCAACCUGCGCACGCAGAACAUCUCGAUCCCAUCAGACAUGGUCGGCUGCAUCAUCGGCAAAGGUGGUUCCAAGAUCACCGAGAUCCGCCGUCUCAGCGGUUCCAGGAUCUCGAUUGCAAAGGUGCCUCACGACGAGACGGGAGAGCGCAUGUUUACCAUCCAGGGCACCCCCGAGGCCAACGAAAAGGCGCUCUACCUUCUCUACAACCAGCUCGAGAUCGAAAAGGAGCGUCGCCAGUCAGACCGUCAGACGCAGAACACCGUCGUCGGUGCCGCAGCAAACGCUGGCGCCGUCGACGACGAUACCCCCGCUGCCACCGCUGCUGCCACCUCGGCUUAA